This is a messenger RNA of Peronospora matthiolae, 279 nucleotides long. The record is from the annotation of a GenBank genome assembly. Lineage: Eukaryota; Oomycota; Peronosporomycetes; Peronosporales; Peronosporaceae.
AUGGCAGAUGUCGCGACGAAAAAGGACAGGAAUUUCGAUAGACCGCAUGACGGGUCGCAGGACACGACCGACGAUCGACAAGCGGAUCACCGAUCGAAAAGUGUCAGGCCCGUGGUUUGUACGAUUCACGAACUUACGACGAACGAAGGAGCAGGGGAUCAGUCGAGGGAAGAGGCCGGAUCUUCACCAGGUGAGACGAUGGACGAUGAGCCUGAUCCGAGGAAUGACCAGAUCGCGAGGGAAUUGGACAUCGCUACCUGUAAUCAUGUAAGUAAGUAG